AGCUUUCGCGCGACGGUCACACCGCCAGUGGGCGAAAAAAAACAUUCGUUAAUUCACCGUCGUCGAACGAACGCUGUAUUUUUUUCCAGUGCAAUAUUCGGUCGAUGUAUAAAGUGUGAUUGAAUUAAAGUACUCCCCUUACUAAAAAGUACUAAUAAAUAAAUAAAGUCAUAAAGAACAGCAUAGGGUGAAAAAGUGAGAGGGCGAGAGAAAAAAAUUGCUGCUGCUGAGGUGUGUGCAAUUGCAUGUGCGUGUGUGUGUGUGUUUGUGUGACGUUUACAGCAGCAAAAAGUUCGGUGGUGUCGUCAAAAUUGUCAAGUAUUUUAGAGUUAAUGCAAACGAUUCUCGAUCGGAAAUGAGUUGAUCGCGACUCAUUGAUUUGGUCGGAUGUGGAAAAGUCUAGCUAAUUCAAAACAAAUCGCGUAUAAAAAACCAUAAACAACGGCAAUUUGUUGCUGCCGCAACAGCAACAACAACAGCAACAGCAGCGCACUAACACAACCACCACCCCCUGUUCCAGCCUAACGGUUCAUUCACAGUGGCCGAAAAAGAAGCAGCAAAGUGUGCGAAACUGGGAGCAUCAUGUGGCGGUUUUAGAGGAACACACCAGAGGAUUAUUAAUCACUAAUCAGGAUCUGGAUCAGAAACAGGAGCACUACAGAUCGAAACGGUCGAGUUCGAGGGAAAGGUUGACCAGGGAACAAAGAUUCUGAAAGAGGGAGUAUAGACUGAGAUCGGAGAUCGGAGAACGUCGUUCUGCGUCAGAAGAUGACCCUGACCACAACGACCACUGCCUCAUCAGCCGAGAGCCAAGCGAAAAUGGACGUGAAGGGCGGCGCACUUCCCGGCGAAGAGAACCUGCCCACCUCCGAGAUGGAUCUGCUGGCCAAGCUGGAGGCGGCCAACAAGCUCAUCGAGAGCGAUGCCAAGUCCCUCAACUCUCUGCACUCCACGCACAGUCGCAAGAACUCGGACACGAGUCAGAUCAGCCUUACGUCGAGUGGAAACUCGGUGGCCGAAGAGGACAUCUGGACGACGUGGGCCACCAUCCUCAAUGACUGGGAGGGAGCACUGAAACGAAAGAAUCCCUGCGUGAGUGAGCUGGUGCGCCGUGGAAUUCCACACCACUUCCGAGCGAUCGUGUGGCAGCAGUUGAGUGGAGCGUCCGAUGGCGACAAGAAGCAGUAUGCGGAGUACAUCAAGGCGACCAGUGCCUGCGAAAAGGUCAUACGACGGGACAUUGCCCGCACCUAUCCCGAGGUGGAGUUCUUCAAGGAGAAGGAUGGACCCGGACAGGAGGCCCUCUUCAAUGUAAUCAAGGCCUAUUCCCUACACGAUCGCGAGGUGGGCUAUUGCCAGGGCUCGGGAUUCAUCGUUGGUCUGCUGCUGAUGCAAAUGCCCGAGGAGGAGGCAUUCGCUGUGCUCGUGCAGAUCAUGCAGCAGCAUCGGAUGCGACACAUGUUCAAGCCCUCCAUGUCGGAGUUGGGUUUGUGCAUGUACCAGCUGGAGAAUCUGGUGCAGGAGCAGAUACCCGACAUGCACAUUCACUUCCAGCAACAGGGCUUCCAGACGACCAUGUACGCCUCCAGUUGGUUCCUCACCCUAUACACGACCACUCUGAAUGUCAAUCUGAGUUGUCGCAUCAUGGACGUCUUCCUCAGCGAGGGCAUGGAGUUCAUCUUCAAGGUGGCAUUGGCCCUGCUGCUCACCGGCAAGGAAACGUUGCUCUGCCUGGACAUGGAGGCAAUGCUUAAGUUCUUCCAAAAGGAGCUGCCCGGCCGCGUGGAGGCGGAUGUCGAGGGCUUCUUCAAUCUAGCCUACUCCAUAAAGCUGAAUACCAAGCGCAUGAAGAAGAUGGAGAAGGAGUACCAGGACCUCAAGAAGAAGGAGCAGGAGGAGAUGGCCGAGCUGCGGCGACUGAGACGCGAGAACUGCCUGCUGAAGCAGCGCAAUGAGCUGCUGGAGGCCGAGAGCGCCGAACUGGCCGAUCGCCUGGUGCGUGGUCAGGUUUCCAGGGCUGAGGAGGAGGAAACUAGCUAUGCCAUUCAGACGGAGUUGAUGCAGCUGCGUCGGUCUUACUUGGAGGUCUCCCAUCAGCUGGAAAACGCCAACGAGGAGGUCCGCGGCCUGAGUCUUCGUCUGCAGGAGAAUAAUGUAUCCAUCGACAGCAAUAACUCCCGGCAGUCGUCCAUUGACGAGCUCUGCAUGAAGGAGGAGGCGCUCAAGCAGCGCGACGAGAUGGUCUCCUGUCUGCUGGAGGAAUUGGUAAAGGUGCGUCAGGGUCUGGCCGAAAGCGAGGAUCAGAUCAGGAACCUCAAGGCUAAGGUGGAGGAACUGGAGGAGGACAAGAAGACGCUGCGGGAAACGACGCCCGACAAUUCGGUGGCUCACCUGCAGGAUGAACUGAUUGCCAGUAAACUUCGCGAGGCCGAGGCCUCACUAUCGCUGAAGGAUCUCAAGCAGAGGGUGCAGGAGCUGAGCAGCCAGUGGCAGCGGCAGCUGGCCGAGAAUCAGCGCAGCGAAAGCGAACGCACCACCAACGCUGUGGACUCUACGCCCAAGAAGCUGCUGACCAACUUCUUUGACAGCUCCAAGAGCAGCGAGCACACUCAGAAACUUGAGGAGGAGCUGAUGACCACACGUAUUCGCGAAAUGGAGACGCUCACCGAGCUCAAGGAGCUGCGACUCAAGGUCAUGGAGCUGGAGACACAGGUACAGGUGUCCACCAAUCAGCUGAGGCGGCAGGAUGAGGAGCACAAGAAGCUGAAGGAGGAGCUCGAAAUGGCCGUCACCCGGGAGAAGGACAUGUCCAACAAGGCGCGUGAGCAGCAGCACAGAUACUCGGAUCUGGAAUCUCGCAUGAAGGAUGAGCUGAUGAACGUGAAAAUCAAAUUCACCGAGCAAAGCCAAACGGUGGCUGAACUGAAACAGGAAAUUUCCCGACUUGAGACCAAGAACUCGGAAAUGCUCGCCGAGGGCGAACUGCGCGCGAAUCUGGAUGAUUCGGAUAAGGUGCGCGACCUGCAGGACAGGCUGGCCGACAUGAAGGCGGAGCUGACGGCAUUGAAAAGUCGUGGCAAAUUUCCGGGCGCCAAACUGCGCAGCUCCUCGAUCCAAUCGAUCGAAUCCACCGAGAUCGACUUCAACGAUCUUAAUAUGGUGAGGCGCGGGAGCACGGAGCUGUCCACAUAACGUACAGGUGGAUCAGAUCCUCAGCAUAUCCUCACCAGCCAACGACCACAACCAGGAGAAGAGCAGAGAGUGAAAGGGGAGGGCAGCAUCAGGGCAGUACAGGAUACACCCAAUUCUAUAUGGGUGGGCAAGCUGGAGGCGAUUUAUAUAGAUAUAUAUGUAUAUUUAUAUAUAUAUAUAGAUGGAUAUAUAUGUAGUGCCUGUGAUCAUGAAACGGAAACGGAAGGAGGAGCAUCGAGAGGAGGGGGGAAGUAAGAGAAAGUUGACAGAAUAAUUGCAAUCCCAUUACAAUAUUAUUUAUGUAUAAUAUUCGUUAAAAGUUUACUAUUACGAUAUGGAUAUAUCAUUACGAUUAUUAUUAUUAUUUUAAUCAAUUUUUUUUUGGCAAUAAUUUUAUUACUGUUAUGUUUUGCAAUCGAAACACACUCAUAUUUAUUUAUUUUAAAUCCUAAUUGAAACGAUAUUGUGAGAGUAUUUUACACCCCUGUACAUUAAUCAAUACGGCAACUGAUCCAAUCCGAUCCUAUGCGAUGCGAUGGAUUGGAGACAGGAGAUUGGCAUUUGGAUAUCCCCUAGAUGUAUGGCACAUAUGCAAUGCAAUGAAUUUUAUGUAAAUCCCUGAGGAAAAACAAACCCAUUUCCCAACCCAGACAUCCUGUAAACCACUUUUAAUGUAAGUUUUAAGCGAACCCAAUUGUUCUUGGCUAGUAACCGAUUUUAAUCAACACGCACAUCGUUUUAAAGUGUGCGGAAAAUGCUUGGUUAAUCGAUUUGAUUUAUAUUAUGAUUUCAUCCCUGUAGAAUGAUAUUAACACUCAAACACACCGUUGUCUGUAAUGAAUUUUGUAACUCUCGUAUAGUAAGCUAAACCAAUCUAAAUCUAAAACUAAAAAAUAAAACCAAGUGCGAAAGACAAAGUAACAAGCGUGGCCAAAUGCAGAGAGAAGUGCAAGAUGAGAAACUGAAAAAAAACCAAUAUACAACUAUUAAAAAUAGUUUAAAACGAUAUGUGAAAGAACCACGAAAAAGGGGUCACCAAAUUCUCCCCGUUUAAGAACGAUAUUACGAUAACGACUACGAUAUUCACAAUACUUACGAUAUUCUACUUAGUUAACAGUAGCGCUUGUCUUUAUCCCUAAACAAAAACCCAUAUUUUCAUUUCUAUGGUUAAUGUAACCAUCUGAAACGAUUUGGCAGCUUGUCGCGAAAACCGAUUUCGAUUUGGACAUCGACUUUCGAACGAUUAACAAUUAUCCACAAACAAUAUAAUUAUUCAGGUUGAAUCAUGUUUUCCAUACAUUUAUACAUUUACUUUUGCAACUAUUGAGUUUCGUAUUCUAUGACAAUUUUUUAUUAUCAUUUGUUAGCAUGACGUCCUCAGUGCUUAGGUUUGUUACUUAUCGCGACUAAGACCGAUUAACUUAAUUAACUUAAUUUUUUGUAAUUCCAUUGAUUUGCCCAUCAUGACAAACCGAUAAGAAAUCUAUGUAAUAUGUUUCGUAGCUUGUAAGUAUGUCGAAAACGAUGUCACAAAACUUUGUUAUGUAAACACUUAGUAUAUGUAAUGCUUAAGUUUUCGUCCCGACUUUGGCAGAACGAUUCGAAUUUUUUGUUCUACGCGAUAAUUAAUGAUUAUGAUUAUGUAAUGUAUGUACUAUAUAUAAAGAUAUUUUUGCGGCUGAAAGACGAGGCUGCUGGGGGGCGCAGUAUUAACAAUCAGCAGAAGUUAACAGACAUUUAAAUAUAGAAAACAUUCCCGAGAAAGUCAAAUUUCCCCCAAGAAAAGAACAGAAAUGAAAGAAAAGAAACAGAACAGAAUCCCUCAACAGCCUCGAGUCUUAAGAAAUUGGCAAGUCUAGAGUUAAUUGCGUAUUAUGUUAUGGCAAGCAAAGGCACAAAUUAUACGAUAUCCAAAAUAGGUUUAUACAAAUUUA
Molecule: messenger RNA, 5126 nt
Organism: Drosophila santomea
Lineage: Eukaryota; Metazoa; Arthropoda; Insecta; Diptera; Drosophilidae
Gene: Evi5
Product: ecotropic viral integration site 5 ortholog
Exons: 9
Coding region: 769-3192 (807 amino acids)
Source: RefSeq, a predicted model, not a curated record